Molecule: messenger RNA, 774 nt
Organism: Ramularia collo-cygni
Lineage: Eukaryota; Fungi; Ascomycota; Dothideomycetes; Mycosphaerellales; Mycosphaerellaceae
Product: related to Rossmann fold nucleotide-binding protein
Exons: 2
Coding region: 1-774 (257 amino acids)
Biological process (GO): cytokinin biosynthetic process
Cellular component (GO): cytosol
Molecular function (GO): hydrolase activity, hydrolyzing N-glycosyl compounds
Source: RefSeq, a predicted model, not a curated record
AUGUCCGCAAUCCCCGGCGCCGACCAGCUCAUAGAAGCAGCAACCCAACCCACCUCAAAACCACCUACGGUAUGCGUAUUCUGCGGCGCCUCCCCCGGAACCUCCCCCGCACACCUAGCAGCCGCCCGAGAACUCGCUCACGCCUUCCACGCCCGCGGAAUCCACCUCGUCUACGGCGGCGGAACCGUAGGCGUAAUGGGUGAAAUCGCCAAAACGCUCGUCAAACUUUCCGGACCAGACGCCGUGCAUGGUGUGAUUCCUGAAGCACUUCUUCGUUAUGAGCGAGGCAAUGUCAACAGCGAAGCUGCGAAAGAUCCGCAACAACAACAACAAGCACAAGCACAAGCAGAUGAGGAUGUAACGAAGCAUUUGAUUGAGACAAAGGGAUUGAUAGAUGAAAGCAUUUAUGGAAGAAUUACGGUUGUMAAGGAUAUGCAUUCGAGGAAACAAAUGAUGGCUCAGGAAGUCAUCUCCUCGGGUCCCGGAGGCGGGUUCGUGGCUUUGAGUGGUGGGUAUGGAACAAUGGAAGAGUUGAUGGAAGUUGUGACUUGGAAUCAACUGGGGAUUCAUGCCAGAGGGAUCGUGUUGUAUAAUGUGGAAGGGUAUUGGGAUGGCAUCUUACAGUGGGUGAAGACGGCUGUGGGAGCGGGGUUUGUGAGUGAGAGUAACAGGGAUAUCAUGGUUGAGGCGAGGAGUGGAGAGGAGGUAGUAAAAUGUUUAAAGGACUAUCAAAAUUCGGAAGGGAGGUUCAAGUUGAAGUGGGAGGAGCAGUGA